Messenger RNA from Nothobranchius furzeri (turquoise killifish), 1768 nucleotides. It is a transcript of the gene vstm2a, whose product is annotated as V-set and transmembrane domain containing 2A. Gene Ontology annotation, cellular component: membrane. NCBI's taxonomy places the organism in Eukaryota, Metazoa, Chordata, Actinopteri, Cyprinodontiformes, Nothobranchiidae. The record is from RefSeq and is a predicted model, not a curated record.
GCCGCGUUAGUUCACAUCCUUCAGUGAAGCCAAGCGGUUCUCAGAUUCUCCCGCAGAGGCACGAGGAGCCAGAGGAGGAGAUCAAAGAAGUCCAGCAACAUGUUUAACCUCCGGGGAGCUUCCGUCAGACUCGCUUCCACUCAGACCGUUUGAUUUGGUUGCUCUGCUGGCUCCUCGCGCUCCUUUUCCCUUUUUAACAAGGAAAAGAAAAUUGUAUCUGCUUCAUCUGAUGUAAAAACAUAUCAACAAUCUGCCCCUGACACGUGAAUCAUGUGGACCUCUCAUGAUACCGUUGGAUUGGUUUUCCUUGUCGGAUUUUUUGUUCACUUGGGAUUCUCCUUUGAAGGUCGCUUCACGGACCUGCCCUCCAACACGACGGCUAAAGAAGGACAGAACAUAGAGAUGGCGUGUGCCUUCCAGAGCGGAACCGCCUCCGUGUAUCUGGAGAUCCAGUGGUGGUUCGUGAAAGCUCCGGAGCCCACUGACAGCCAGGAAGAUGUGGAUCCUCAGGAGAUGGAGAUAAUACCGGAGCCUGAUCCUGAUGAUGAGGGAACAAAAAUAAGUACAGUGAAAGUCCAGGGCAACGACAUUUCACACAAACUGCAGAUCUCUAGAGUCAGCAAGAAUGACGAAGGCCUUUACGAGUGCCGGGUGACACGAGCUAACUAUGGAGAGAUAGUGGAGUACAAGGCCCAAGCCUGGCUGAAGGUCAACGCCACAGCCAGACCUCGACGCCCACUGCCCCCGCCCAAGAAGAGCUCCCCGCUGCACCUGACAGACAAAAAGCCAAGAAAGUCCAGCUCACCUGUGGGCCAGGACAACAUGAGCUCAGACCAGAGGGCGGCCUCCACAUCCACCUCUCACACGUCCUCCAAUACAGCAAAACACAACCCCGGCUCAGGAACGAGGAUAUCCAGCCUUGGAGUUGCCGGUCUGAUUCUGGUGUGCGGGUUGGUGGGGGAAGCCUUGCUAUAAUUUACAGAACUGUCUUGGUUUGCUCCCUGAUUCUGACCUACCUGAAGAAAAAAAACGUGCGCUCCCCUCGCCCAGAGCUUCCCGCCACAUGGACAGCACAGUUUGCCCCAAUAGAGUCACAAUUUCUGCUCUUGAAUCUAGCACAUCCUUAUUAGCCUCCAUAGACACCAGUCACCCCUGAGGCAGUCACAUGACCUUUUCUACAGACGUCUAGUCGACACCCCUGAGGUGCUGAAUGACACCUGUACCCGGUUAGAAAACAAUGCCUUUUGAAGGUUUCACUGCUCCAUUGUUCAAAAUGAAAGAAAAAAGCAGUAUCUCUAUUUGUGUAGUGUAUAUGACUGAUGUGUCUAUUUUAUUUGAAACCUUUAGAACCUGUAUGUGCUGUAUACAUAGCUGCUGCUGACCUCAGCCAUGCAUCAUUGUGACUAGACACUCUAGUCCUCUCCAGAGGAGAAAUGCCAAAUUCAAGUCUGCGUUUAUUUAGAAUGUCGGUGGUGACCUUUAGGUGAAAUGGCUUUUCUUUCAUUUUCUUUCAGAUGUAUCAGACAUCCAAAUUUAAAUGUGCAUCAUUUUUACAUCUUGUGAUUCAUUAUCAGAUAUGCAUGCUUGAUCUGGAGGCUUACAAGAGAGGAAACCAGGAGCCAGCACUUCAGGUUUAACGUUACAAAAUGUCGAAUGAAGGUUUAUUUCCUGUGCUAGCUUUGGUGUGAUAAAAUGUCCCUUUGUCAUUCUAAUUUGUAUUGCAUUCUCAGUUGGAAUAAAGACACAUUCACUAUUUAUCAGUUAUUCA